AUGCGUCACGCGCGCAAGUGGUCGGAGCUGGUGGACAAGGGUCGGUAUCCGGACUGGAUGAAGAAGCGCGACGAGAUCAUUACAGAUAUAGAGACUAAAGAUUGGAUUUUUAGGGAGGCGGAAAUCGACGAGCUACAAUCGAUUCGUCAAGCGCUCCUUCACAAGUUACAAGCGGAACAAACGCAGAAGACGACAACACGCACCACCACAAAAUUGGCAAAUCUGUGGAUAAAUAAGAAAAGCGAUAUGGAAGCGAGGAUAGAAACUAUCCGACGCACCAGGGAUAGAGAGCUUCGGAAGCUAUCAUCGAACCGAUCUCUCGGCGCAUGCGCAGAGCGCGCGCGGGCGUCGCGGGCGGCGCGCGGCGGCGGGCCCGCCUCCCGCGCCGCGCGCGACCCCGCGGCCGACGCCCGCGCGCCGCGCGCCCGCCACGGCUACCAGGCCAGCAGGAGGCAUGCGGAGAUCGUGUACGAUGCCAGUUUGAUUGUGUUAGAAGACCACGCCCACCUCGCAGAGCCACCGGCUUGGCUCGAGCAAUGCGGGCAAAACCUCAAAAAGAGCUGCUCCGGAGGACAUAUCCCGCGGGAUAAGACGCAGCUCUGCGAGAGAGAGACCAAGUGGAGUGAGCAGUUCCUGGAAAACUUGCAUAAUGAUUUGAAGAAGGCUCGUCUUGGAGCCGCAUCAACAUCGGCUGGUCCUCUCCGAGUCCUCAAACCUCGCCGCAUCCAAGCGACCCCCAGACCCUCGACCCCGGAGGUGGAGUCAGUGCCUGAUGAUGAAGAAAUCACUCAUCAGUCAGCGUUGAUGAUGCAAAAAGUCUUUAAAGGUCGUGCCGUUCAGAAUUUGAUGUACGAGGGUCGAACAAGAGCAGCAGAACUAACAGAAGAAUUGAAGACGACUCACGGCCUUCAGAAAGAAGACAGAGCUCGGAUCGCUAAAGAAGAAUCUAAAGCCAGAGACUAUAAUGAAGUCAGGUCUGAAAUGGAACAGAAGGAAGCAGCAAUAUCGUCGCUGGUAGAAGAAUUAUGUGGAGGGGCAGUUUCUUCUGCGCUGGACUUCUUGGAGAAGGAGCUGAGAAGGUUGAAAGAAGAAAGGCGGCAGCAUGCCUUCAUUCUCAUUGCCAUUCGUGAGAAAACAAUGCGAGAAGCAGCAGAAGCUGGACGCAGACAGAAAGAGGAGCAUCGCAGAAGAGAACACGACGAGAUGUUCAAACAUGUGCUGGGAGUGACCCAAGAGACGGUGGACGCUUACCUGCAGGACGUCGCGCGCGAGGCGUCGGCGCUGGCGGCGGAGCGCGCGGCGGUGCGGGAGGCGCGCGCGGGGGCGGGGGCCCUGGGCCGGGGGGCGGAGGCUGCUGGAUCUACAGCAGAACAGAACGAGGUGGUAGCGGAACUGGUCCAGCAGUUCCUCCUUCCAGCAGCACAUAAAGAAGCUUCCAGAAGCAAAGUGUCAGCGCUGCAAGCGGCUGGACUGCGAGCUGCGAGGAGCGCCAUAUUUGGUAUUGUGGAUGAUGGUGUUGGGAAAGUAGAGAAAUGCAUACGUUGCGGGAAUCUCCUCGAUGUCGAUUGUAACUGUCAAACGUGCCCCGUACGAGUGAAGCCGGUGGAGACCACGUCCAGGGACGACCCUCGAUGGAAACACGCUAGAACCGUCGAGAUAUCUCGGUAUCUCCGCAAAGAGGAGGAAGCGAUCACGCGAGACAUCUCGCACGCGCUGCGACACAGAACAGAGAUGGAGAUAGAAGUGAGAGAAGCGAUUGGCGAGUUAAUAUCUCGGGCUACCGGCGAAGUAACAGCUGUAAAGCGACCCGACUAUCGACACUAUAUGAGACGCAUUUACGAAGAUGCCUUGGAAAGAAGCGAGCACUACCAACCAGAUACUUCAUGUCCUAAACUCCUUCCUUCUGAGUUAAGAAGGAUAAGAGAAGAUGAAGAAGCCAAGAAGGACCCGUACUGCCACUGCGAGGAGACCAAAAACAAAAUUAAAUUCGGACCCGAUAUGCCUCAAGAUAAAUCGAACUUGCUUCCCUCCGAGCUGAGGAUUUUAGAAGAUUUUCGACGCUGCAAGUGCGACACUACCCCUUCACCGAGUCCAGUCAAUAUCGAAAGUUCAUCCACAGAAGAGUACACUGCUUCAGAAGACUCUAACAUCUUUAAAGAAGAAUAUGAACAA
Brenthis ino (lesser marbled fritillary) is the source of this 2172-nucleotide messenger RNA. Lineage: Eukaryota; Metazoa; Arthropoda; Insecta; Lepidoptera; Nymphalidae. The record is from the annotation of a GenBank genome assembly.